UGGUAAUCUGGACUGCGGUUACAUGUAGUAAAUAUUGUUUUGUUUAUUAACUAUCUUAAGGACACAACAAGAAUUAAUUAGUUCCUAAUGUAAGUAAUCUGGUAGAUAUUACUUCUACAUCUAAUACUGACUAUCAUUCAUGUAACUUGGAGAUUACAGCAUCAUAUUAAGGUUGAUAAAAAUGUAUGACGCUUCAAAAACACUUGAAGAAACUUCGGAGCCUUUGUCUGCAGACUGGCAACAAGGAAAGGGUAUAGGGGCCUGUAUGUUAGAAAUGUAUGACAGGUGCCUCUGGACUGAUGUCAUGUUUCACUGUAAGGAUAGCGAGGAAAGGGAAGUUAUUAAAGCGCACAAAAUUGUACUAGCGGCUAGAAGUCCCGUGUUUCAGGCGAUGUUCUUUGGUCCUUGCGCUGACGGGAAAGAUGAAGUGAAUCUAAAAGAUGUGGAACAGGAUAUUUUCCUUUUGGUAUUGAGGUACAUUUACAGUGACACGGUGACACUGACUGGGGAAAAUGCUCCUGCAGUCUUACGACAGGCUCACUGCUAUCAAGUUUCAAGCUUGGUGCAAUACUGCGCUGAUUAUUUGGCCACCGUUAUUACCCCAGAUAACGCUUGUGAAUUUCUAACGAUCGCAAUUCAGUACCAGAUUUCUAGUCUGAAAGAUACAUGCUGCUCCUUCAUCGAUGAUCAUGCACAACAAGUCCUCAAAUCCGAAGGUUUCCUGAAUUUAUCUGAAGAAUGUCUAUUGUUUAUCUUAAAAGGGGAUACAUUCUAUGCUAGAGAAGAAGAAAUUUUAGAAACGGCAGAAAAAUGGUCUAAAAGGAGGGUGUUAGAAAGUGGAAUGGCUCAAAACGGUACAAACGUUCGCAAAUUUCUCGGCAAAUCGUUUUAUCAAUUGAGACUGCCAACAAUGACAAAUAAAUCUUUACUCAAUUGUACAAGUAGAAAAGGUUAUUUUACAAUGGAAGAAUAUGCAGAUAUUUCAGGAUGGAUCUACAAAGUCCCCGAUAUAAAAGUGUCCACCAAUUCCUGUGUAGCGAGGGUGCCUAAAGCAGAAACAAUACGGGUAAACGCAGAAGACGGUGACGAAGUGAUAAGGGACUGUAUUUCCUAUCAGGUUGCGAUAUCUGUGUCAAAGGAUGUAGCACUGGAAAAUAUCACCCUCAGUGAAAUAGAACCACAUCUGAUGUACGAAAAAAUGUAUACUGAUGAAAGUCGUUAUUUUGUUGGAAGGGUUUCCACAGAGGAUAAGUUAUCGGCCAUUUUAUGUUAUAGGCCUAAAGGGAAUGAAGAUAUAGUUAUAAACCUUAACCCUAUGGGCAGCAGCAAGGGGUUGGAAAAUUACAAUGCUUAUAUUUUAUACCCACUGCAAGAAGUUCUUCCUAGAAAUCUUGGCCUUGAAUUAUCUGGCAAUAUCAGCAUCGAAUGUUUAAAAUUUAAACAAAGCUUUAAGAUACAGCAACAACAACGCGAUACCGGAACAGUGACCUUAACUACACCACUGGUACUGAAAAAGAAAAAUGUUCCAUAUAUCUUAUCAUUUGAUAUUGGGUAUAAUGUAUAUAGACUGAAAAUGAAAACUAGACCUCAUAAUAGUACAGAACCCAUCUCGAACAGGGAUAGUACGAUAAAAAUCCGCAGCAGAUGCUAUAGUGGAGGAUCCUUUUUAGGAAUCAAAAGUAUGGGAUUCCUGAAUUUUUCAAAUCGUGAUAAAGAUCCGGAUCCAGAAACAAGCGAGAACAAAAGGACCAUGAUGGUCCUGAAUCGCUCACCUCUUCCAACAUGACCCAGUUUUGAGUAUGACGUCGUUUUUUCUAUUAUUUGACAUAGUGACCUAGUUUUUGAGCUCAUGUGACCCAGUUUUGAACUUGACCCAGAUAUUAUCAAGAUAAAAAUUCUGACCAAUUUUCAUGAAAAUCCGUUGAAAAAUAUGGUCUCUAGAGAGGUCACAAGGUUUUUCUAUUAUUUGACCUAUUGACCUAGUUUUCGAAGGUACGUGAUCCUGUUUUGAACUUUAUCUAGAUAUCAUCAAGGUGAACAUUCUCACUAAUUUUCAUGAAGAUCUCUUGAAAAAUAUGGCCUCUAGAGAGGUCACAAGGUUUUUCUAUUUAUAUACCUACUGGCCUAGUUUUUGACCACACGUGACCCAGUUUCGAAACUGACCUAGAUAUCAUCAAGGUGAACAUUCAGAUCAAUUUUCAUGAAGAUCUUUUGAAAAAUAUGGCCUCUAGAGAGGUCAAAAGAUUUUAAUAAUUUUAGACCUACUGACAUAGUUUUUGACCGCAGUUGACCCAGUUUCAAACAUGAACUAGAUAUCAUCAAGAUGAACAUUCAGACCAACUUUCAUACAGAUCCCAUUAAAAGUAUGGCCUCUAGAGAGGUCACAAGGUUUUUAUUAUUAUUUGCCCUACUGGCGUAGUUUUUUAAGGCACGUGAGCCAGUUUCAAACUUGACCUAGAUAUCAUCAAGGUGAACAUUCUGACCAAUUUUUAUGGAGAUCCAUUCACAAGUAUGGCCUCUAGAGAGGUCACAAAGUUUUUCUAUUUUUAGACCUACUGACCUAGUUUUUGACCGCACAUGACCCUGUUCCGAACUUGACCUAGAUAUCAUCAAGAUGAACAUUCUGACCAACUUUCAUACAGAUCCCAUGAAAAAUAUGGCCUUUAGAGAGGUCAGAAGGUUUUUCUAUUAUUUGACCUACUGACCUAGUUUUUGAUGACACGUGACCCACUUUCAAACUUG
Messenger RNA from Mercenaria mercenaria, 2742 nucleotides. RefSeq lists its product as uncharacterized. The record is from RefSeq and is a predicted model, not a curated record. The transcript has 3 exons. The coding region runs from base 182 to 1786 and encodes 534 amino acids. Lineage: Eukaryota; Metazoa; Mollusca; Bivalvia; Venerida; Veneridae. Gene Ontology annotation, molecular function: protein binding.